CAUUGAUCGACCGUUGUCUUUUUUUAGACAAUUUUCCUUUCUCCUGCUUUCCUUUUUUUUUUACAGUCGACUUUCAUUUUCAAAGGCUAUCCAGGCAAUGUUGGUCAUCUCGUCAACACAGCGUAAGCCUGUAUUUCUGACCCUCGCGUUCCUUUUCUUAUUACUGUGCCUAUACUUUUCACCCUUACGAUACCUGAAUGCGGAAAAUGGAACAGCCGAGGAUGCCACAAUCAGUUUCCGCAAUUCGGAUAAUGCACAACGAGUCAUUUUCGAUCUCGAACAUCAAGACGAGAAUCUCCGGCCAUGGGAGAACGGCACUCGUGCCAACGCUGCCUUUGUUAUUUUGACUCGAAAUUCGGAACUUGACGCCCUGCGCAAGACAAUGCAGCAACUUGAGGAACGAUUCAACAAAAAGUUCAACUACCCCUAUGUUUUCUUGAACGACGAGGAGUUUACGUUGGAGUUCCGUGAAUUGACAGCAGGUCUUACGUCUGCAAAGACGCAAUACGGCGUCAUUCCGAGAGAGCACUGGAGUUAUCCGGAUUGGAUUGAUGUGAAAAAGGCAGAUGAGGCACGACGUCGUAUGGGUGAAGAGGGUAUCAUUUACGGUGACAACUUGUCCUACCGACACAUGUGCAGAUUCGAAAGCGGUUUCUUUUACCGUCAUCCAUUGAUGCAGCAAUACGAUUACUACUGGCGUGUUGAGCCCAGUGUCGAGUUUUACUGCGACAUUGACUAUGACCCCUUUAUAUAUAUGCAAGAGAACAACAAAAAAUAUGGCUGGACCAUUUCUCUUCUCGAAUAUGCAAGCACAAUUCCGACCUUGUGGGAUACGACCAAAGCUUUCAUGAAGGAGCAUGCCGAUCUCAUACCCAAAAACAAUUUGCUUCGGUUCGUUUCUGAAAACGGUGGAGAGACGUACAAUCUGUGCCAUUUCUGGAGCAACUUUGAAAUUGGCGAUCUCAACUUUCUGCGAGGCCCUGAGUAUUCUGCUUACUUUGACUACCUCGACAAGGCUGGAGGCUUCUUUUAUGAAAGAUGGGGAGAUGCACCGGUUCACUCGAUCGCUGUAGCCAUGUUCCUGAACAAGGCUGAAGUCCAUUUCUUUGACGAUAUCGGUUAUCGCCACGAUCCGUUCAUGCACUGCCCCCUCGAUCGCAACGUACAAAAGAAAUGCCAUUGCAAUGUUGAUGAUAACUUUGAUUUCACAAUCUUUUCUUGCAUGAACAAAUGGCUUGCAGCUUAAUAAUCCCUCCAUUUCUCUCUUUCCUCCAUCCCUUGCUUUCCUUCUACCUCUUUCUUUUUUGUACUUUAAUUUGCCAUUUCUUCUUAGACCGUGAUACAUCUCUUCAUAAAACAUUCAUCCACAUGUGUAAAAACCUAUCUCAAUUGCUAAUCUUUGCUGUCCUUCUGUCAUGGUGAUCAAGUAAUGUUUCCGUAAUAAAGAAGGACACAGAUUCGAUUACAGGUCUUCUUCCUACAAAGAUGUAAUAUAAAACAGCGGUUCAAAUACGACGUCUACGUAUUUCACAU
This is a messenger RNA of Zychaea mexicana, 1533 nucleotides long. Its product is annotated as nucleotide-diphospho-sugar transferase. Gene Ontology annotation, cellular component: Golgi apparatus; membrane. The record is from RefSeq and is a predicted model, not a curated record. Gene Ontology annotation, biological process: cell wall mannoprotein biosynthetic process; protein O-linked glycosylation; protein N-linked glycosylation. Gene Ontology annotation, molecular function: alpha-1,2-mannosyltransferase activity. The transcript is spliced from 7 exons. The coding region runs from base 98 to 1246 and encodes 382 amino acids. Lineage: Eukaryota; Fungi; Mucoromycota; Mucoromycetes; Mucorales; Lichtheimiaceae.